GAGAUCUUGGUCGUUCACGUGCUGAUGCCAAUCUCAGCCACGGUCCCCAGCAUCCUUUGGCAGGAGGACACCAAGGCGAGCUCCUCUACGCCUGGGCCUGGGCCUAUUCCAGAACUGCUCCCGUACGUGGACUCGCUGAUGAACCGCUUGAGGAGCAAGCUGUCCGAGUUGCAGCAGCAGGAGGCACAACACGCCAUCAAUGUGGAGGGCUCGCUGGAACUUGUCCGCCAACCGACCUCUCCGAAGAGCCCGACAAGGAGGCGGGCUUCAGACGUGGGGCCCAUGAACCCGGCGACAAUGCCUAUCCUCCCGACCGAGCUGUUGAAAUCCCAGUGGACACGGCAAUUGAGUUCAGACUCUGUCUGCUCGGAGCUUCCCGACUUGGCUGACCUAUGGGGUGCCAGAGAGCCGGUGAUGAUGGCGGGCUCCACUCUCAGCCUCGACUUCUUCGAGGGCUCCGCUGGUGCGCGGCGUCCGAGGGUGCUGGAGGUGGCGGAGAACCGCUGCAGGAACCUGGCGAGAGUGCUGAGUGAAAGCGUCUUCUCAGGUAUCCACUUUGUGCCUCGCUUCGGAGCCUCGAUUUCGCUUCCAUACGAACUGUUGAAGUUCGGAGAGGAGGUCUUGGAGAAGGAGAGUGAGGAGCUGGUAAUGCAGUGGAAGUGGGGUGAUCGACACCAUCGAAAGGACAAGUUCUAUGAGGUGCCGUUCAUGAUCUUGGAUCCGGACGAGGUGGACUGCCCCAUCGCCUACAUGUCACAAGGUCUCGAGGACCUGACUGGCUACUUCCGAGCUUGGGCCUUGGGACGGCACUUCCGGUUCCUGCUGCUCCCGGAUGCUCUGCAAAACCGGGUCUUCAAUGGCCAGGCAUGUCUGGGUGCAGGCCGGGCCGCUGAGGAGCCUUGCAACAUCAACGCAGAUCCCUCCAUCCUGGAUCCGACUGCAGACUUCUGUGUAAAGCACUUCAUUUUCGUGGUGGUCCGCCCGCUCUAUACGCAGAUGCCGGCGCUAGAGGAUCUGCUGACCAUGGAUGCCCUUGAGACGAAUCUGGAGCUUGGGGCCCACCUUCGGAAGAUGCUUUUGGAGAGGUCUCAUAACGUGGCGUUGAAGGAGCGUGAGGCGAUCUCAACUUUGGACACUGUGGUCCCAGAAUGGCUGCUCAAGAAUGGCCAGGGUGUUCCGAGCUGCAUGGUUGGCUGGCAUUUCGUGGCACGAAUUGGCUUAGCGGCGGUCCGGGACUUCCAAGGCAGCUGGUCGCGCUUGGCCAAGACCCUUUUCAAGCUCAAUCCCGAGCCCACCGGGACGAAUUUGAUGGAGCAGAGCAUCAACGAUGAGGAGGAUGGACUGCUUUGUUGGGUGGCGGACGCUUCCUGCUGGGUGGAGGACACUUCGACAGACCGCAAGAUGGGCCUCCCACUUGUCUUCAUCAGUCAGUCCCUCCAGAAGUUGACGGGCUACUCCAGCGAGUUUGCACUGGCUCGGAACGUGCAGCUCUUUCAGCCGCUGCCCAAGAUUUGA
Messenger RNA from Symbiodinium necroappetens, 1515 nucleotides. The record is from the annotation of a GenBank genome assembly. NCBI's taxonomy places the organism in Eukaryota, Dinophyceae, Suessiales, Symbiodiniaceae.